Messenger RNA from Parnassius mnemosyne (clouded apollo), 570 nucleotides. The record is from the annotation of a GenBank genome assembly. Lineage: Eukaryota; Metazoa; Arthropoda; Insecta; Lepidoptera; Papilionidae.
AUGGACAAUAUCCAAAAGCAUCCUUUAAAAUUAUACAUACAAGAUAUUUUUCGCGCCAAACAAACAGUCGAAAACAAAUACAUUUAUGAGAUUUUUGGGAUAAAAUUCAAAAAUAUAAUGGUUCAUGGUAUAGUUACAGCUGUAUAUAACAAGUGUUCGACGACAACAAACUUAGAAAUCAGCGACGCUACUGCCUCUGUACAGGUUUAUUAUGAUACUACAAAGAGUAAUAAUAAUUUAAGUAAUAACACCAUAAAAGAACUUUUGAAAGAUUUUGCAAAAGCCUCUAAAUACCAUGAUGACAACUUAAAUUGUAUUUCUUCUUUGUUAGAUUUGAUGAUAAAGAAAAAAGAUAAUAUAAUGAACUUCAUAGAAGGUGAUUAUGUGAGUGUUGUGGGUGAUAUUUUUGUGGAUGAAAUAAGAAACAUCCGAAUGUUGUCAGCAUAUGAGUGUAAGCCUACUUCAAUAGAAAGAGAUGUUGUGUGGAUGGAAGAACUUAGAUACCUAUAUGAAAAUUUUUACCUCUGGAAUAAAAUUAGUGAUAAUACUGAGCCACCUGAAAUAACAUAG